GGUAGUCGGAAUGUAAUUACAGCUACAGUGAGCGGAACUAAAAUAUAUCAGAACUUGUUUCCACGAACAGUCGGACAUGUUAUUGUAGAAUACGCACACAAGCAUGGAUGAGAGCGCGCAGCGAGUGUUGGAGUAUCUGACAGACGUAGAGGUUGCUGCAGAAGAUGUACUGGCUGACAAACAACAGAUUGUGGAUCUGGAUCUUCGGAGAAACAGGAACCGAGAAGCGCUCAACGCUUUACGAAACCAUCCAGCAAACGACAAAGUUAAGGUGUGUUUUGGAAACAUGUUCAUCAGAUUCCCUCAAGAAAAUACCAAAUCCAUGAUUCUUAAAGACCAGGAGCAGCUUGACAAGGAAAUAAAUGACCUCCGCACACGUCUAAAAGCAAAAGUAAAUCGCCUCAAUGAGAUACAAGGUAAACCUGAUCUCCGAGGAUACAACCUUUGCCCUCUGAACAGUAAUGAAAUUAAGGCAAUUAACAGCCUCAUUAAAAAAUGAGGUGUACCAACUCUUCAGACUGUCAUAAUUCUUAUGCCAAUAAAUACUUUGGAGUGGUGCAGUGGCCACUAUCUUGCAGUGUCCCAGUGAUUUUGCAGACAUGUCAACAGGGACUGCUUUUUGUUCCUAACCUUGUAAUGAUGUUGAAAGCACACACAGACUGGGCCAUCAUUCAGUGUUAUCUUCUUUUUGUGUUUUCAAUUAAUGAAUGAACAACAGAACAACAUUGUUUUCAAUUAAACAAUUAAAGGGACAGAAGCAAUGUUAUGAUGGGUGUAAUAAUCAGAUGUAGCUUAUAUGACGUUACUUACAGAGGUGCUGUUGUGAAUGACAAGAAUACAGAAAGACUUAAUUUUGAGAAAAACCUUUAAGCAGUAACAUGAGAAAAACCUUUAAGCAGUAGCAUGAAAAAGCUAGACCAAUCAACCUAAUUGUUUUGCAUUGCUUAUUUGGGAUUUAACUGUUCAUGCUUAAUACAUAUGUAUAAUUUUUACUUAAUUGUUGGUCAUGUUUCAUGCAAAGAUGAAAAGAUGUGUCUUUAAAUAGAAUUUACAUUGGGUUGUUGUGAUUAAAUGCUUCUGUGAUGACAUCACCCUGUCCAUACUUUGCUUUGGAAGUCCAUCACACAAUGUACAGAAAAAAACGAACACAAUAAUAGUACAGUUCAGAAGUUCAAGCAUCUUUUCAACUUACAAUAUUUGCAUUUUAGCGAAGAUGCUAUUGAGCAUAUUUUUGGUUAGGUGCCCAUAUAUGCAAUUAUUGCAAUGCUCCCUAUGGUUUUUAAGUUAUCAGGAAAUAAAGAAAUGACACUUUAUUUUUUACAAAAAGAUGCAUUUAAUGCUUGUUGGCCGUUUCUUUCAAUCAUUUCAUGCAGAAAACACAUUUUAGAACAUUUUAAUUUGUUUGUAUGGUUUUAUUUAGCCUAGCCCUAGGCCAUGUCCCUUGGGAAGCACUGGCAUAGAAACCUGUAUAGAUGUUUUGUUUUAUAUUAAUGCAUCGGACAUUUCCCACACGUUGUAACAAUAUACUUUUUCAAACCACAUGACCCCACUGUAAAAUGGGUUUAUCUUGAGUUAAUUGGUAACACUUUACAGCAAGGUGUUAUUUGUUAACAAUUAUUUCAUGCAUUAGCUAAACAUUUAUUAAUGUUAGAUCAUGUUAAUUUCAGCAUUUACUAAUACAUUAUCAAAGUCAAACGUUGUCACUGUUAACAUUAGUAAAUGCACCAUGAAUUAACACGAAUAACUGUAUUGACACG
Molecule: messenger RNA, 1757 nt
Organism: Triplophysa rosa
Lineage: Eukaryota; Metazoa; Chordata; Actinopteri; Cypriniformes; Nemacheilidae
Gene: pdrg1
Product: p53 and DNA-damage regulated 1
Exons: 5
Coding region: 104-499 (131 amino acids)
Biological process (GO): protein folding
Cellular component (GO): prefoldin complex
Source: RefSeq, a predicted model, not a curated record